AUGUCAGAACCAAUUCUAGCGAUUUCACGCCCUAAGAGAUCCUUGCACAUUUCAAAACACCUCGAAGAUUAUCAAUCGGAUUCUGAGGAAGAGGUAGAGGGUUCUGAAGAACCGUUAAUAGGGGUGUCGCAUACCAGUGACCGCAACGCAAAUUCGAUUGUGACCCCUGGCGAAUUGAUAACAGACGAUCCGAUAUGGAUGAAGGGACAUGGUGUUUAUUUCUUAGACAACAUGACUUAUUCGGCCAUGGCCGGCAACAUUUCGAGGGUCAACCGAUUGCUCAGUGUUGUACCAUUGCGAGGAAGGUAUGAGCCUGAAACAGGUGAUCAUGUCGUUGGCCGUAUAACAGAGGUUGGUCAAAAAAGAUGGAAAGUAAAUAUUGGGGCAAAGCAAGAUGCUGUGUUGAUGCUUGGGUCUGUGAACUUACCCGGAGGGAUUUUGAGACGAAAAUCUGAAAGCGAUGAAUUGCAAAUGAGAUCAUUUUUGAAGGAAGGAGACUUACUUAAUGCCGAAGUUCAGACUAUUUUUAAUAACGGAAUGGCUUCAUUGCACACAAGGUCUUUGAAGUAUGGCAAGUUGAGAAAUGGCGUUUUUUUGCUGGUGCCCUCCAGUUUAAUUAUCAAGCAGAAGAAUCACUCUUUUGACUUGCCGGGAAAUGUGAGUAUUGUCGUUGGUAUGAAUGGAUUUAUUUGGUUGAGUAAAACGAUCAAAUCAAAAAAUCAUGAAGGCACUAGCAGGUUGUCCUCUGGCAAUCAUAACGACUACACCCCUGGAGAUGGAAACAUGGCCAUAACAAGAUUAGAGGAAGGAUCAUCAUGGGAAAUCUAUAGCGACAGGAAUGAUGCUAACAUUGAUAGGAACGUGAGGGGUACGAUUCUGCGUUAUUAUAAUGUGAUAAAGGCAUUAGCCUCUUGUGAACUAGGAAUCACAGAGCCAAGAAUCAGAAUGGGCUAUGAAGAGAGCAUGCUUUAUUCUGAUCAAGGUGAGUUGAUUGACGGAGCAUCACAGAAAAACAUCUGCCAGAGUAUUAUCAACAACGAGAAAAUGAGAGGAGUCGCUAGUGGAUUAGUGAUGGAUUGA
Messenger RNA from Candidozyma pseudohaemuli, 1080 nucleotides. RefSeq names its product exosome non-catalytic core subunit. Gene Ontology annotation, cellular component: cytoplasmic exosome (RNase complex); nuclear exosome (RNase complex). The transcript has a single exon. Bases 1 to 1080 code for a protein of 359 amino acids. Gene Ontology annotation, biological process: poly(A)-dependent snoRNA 3'-end processing; CUT catabolic process; U4 snRNA 3'-end processing. The record is from RefSeq and is a predicted model, not a curated record. Gene Ontology annotation, molecular function: RNA binding. NCBI's taxonomy places the organism in Eukaryota, Fungi, Ascomycota, Pichiomycetes, Serinales, Metschnikowiaceae.